Molecule: messenger RNA, 1301 nt
Organism: Chinchilla lanigera (long-tailed chinchilla)
Lineage: Eukaryota; Metazoa; Chordata; Mammalia; Rodentia; Chinchillidae
Exons: 5
Coding region: 1-771 (256 amino acids)
Source: RefSeq, a predicted model, not a curated record
AUGGCCACUGUGGCACUGACAUCUUGUGCAGCUCCCGGGCCAGGGGAGGACCGAGCUGAGGACCGGAACCCCCACCCCCACCGCCCCACAAAGCGGAGGCAGCAGGACACAGCCUACAGUAGGCAGAGACCCAAGGCUCUGGCGGAGUCCCAGCCCGGGGGGAAAGCACAGACACACUCCCGGAUCGCGCCCAGCUCGGCUCGCCAGCAACUUGGCCGGCGCGCAGCGCGGUCGCCGCGGUCCCCCGUUACUCCAGGGUGCGCUUGUCCGGGAAACUCAGCCCUCGCGAGUCUUCCCCGGCCCCUUUCCUCAGUCCCCGGCAAACUGGCAAGCGGGCGCGUCUGGGCCGAGGGGGGCCGGCCGCGAGCAGACCCGCGCCUCCCCGCGGCAGGUUCUCUUCUUCCGCUCCGGCCUCCUCUCUCCCUCGCUUUCUCCUCCCACUCCGACUCUCUCCUGCCCUUCUUUUUCCCGUUCCCCUCUGCUUGCCGGGAUCGGAAUUCUGCCCCGACCUGCUUGUCCCGGGAGCCGCGGCGGCUCCCUGCCGGAGCUUCCAGGACCGCGGGACCUGCGGGGCCAUCUUUAUCUACGAGAGAUAGAAAUCCUCACACAUUUUAUGAAGACGAGCGUGUGUCCUUGAGGCAUGAUGUAAGAGAGUUGGAGGGUGGGGUUGCUGAUGAAUCUCUGAACAAGGUUAUGGCUUUGCUUUCUUGCCUCAGUUACUGUGUUCCUCCUGGAUAUGGACCGACUAGAAGGCAGUUGACUGGUAGUUGAGCUGGCCAUGUAUACAUCAGUUGCCUACAUGGUAGCUCAGGUGACAGGGAGGGGGUACACUUGCAGUGGGGAAGUACCAAGCUGUAUCAUGUAUGGCAAGAGUGUGGUUUGUCUCACAUGGGUUUGUAUGCUCCAAGUUUGGCUCCUAGCGGGGUGAUGCUGAGAAGUAGUUGGACCUUUAAAAUUUUAAGGCAUAGUAGAAGGUGGUUGUUAGGGCUUAUAUCUAAAUGUACCGCCCCCAAAGGCUCAUAGGUGGGGUUUGGAGAAAUGGUUGGAUCAUGCGGGUGUGAUACUUAUCAGGGGAUUAGUCUACUGGUGAGUUCAUAGUGAAAGGUGAUUAGGAAGAUGAAGUCUGGUUGGAGGAUGCAGGUUGCUGGAGCUGUAGCCUGGAAGAAUAUACCAGCCUCACACUUCCCUUGAUCUCUCCGUUUUGCAGCCUUGCCAUGAGCAAGGCUCAUCUUCCAUGCCCCUCUGCCACGCCACCCUGUUUGGAGCCAGCCAACUGUGGGCUGAAACCUCUACAAACUGUG